This is a messenger RNA of Vombatus ursinus (common wombat), 3597 nucleotides long. RefSeq names its product WD repeat domain 5 (gene WDR5). NCBI's taxonomy places the organism in Eukaryota, Metazoa, Chordata, Mammalia, Diprotodontia, Vombatidae. The coding region runs from base 190 to 1194 and encodes 334 amino acids. Gene Ontology annotation, cellular component: Set1C/COMPASS complex. The transcript has 14 exons. Gene Ontology annotation, molecular function: histone binding. The record is from RefSeq and is a predicted model, not a curated record.
UGGUCGUCGGUCCUCGCCCGGGCCCAGCCGCGCUGCGCUCCUCAUGAGCGGCGGCGGCUGAGGAGGCUUCGCCCCGAGCGGAGGUGAGGUUCAAAUUACUGAGCACAGAUUUUCUUUUCACUAUUGAAGCAUUCUGGUUCAUCAUCCAUCCCUAAGCACCCUCAGUCUGACUUAACUAGUUGUGGAAACAUGGCAACUGAAGAAAAGAAACCAGAGGCAGAAGCCACAAAAACACAAUCUACACCUUCCUCAUCAACCAAUCAGAGCAAGCCUGCACCUGUAAAGCCAAACUACGCAUUAAAGUUCACACUAGCAGGACAUACUAAAGCCGUAUCUUCGGUAAAAUUUAGUCCAAAUGGAGAAUGGUUAGCAAGUUCUUCUGCAGAUAAGCUCAUUAAAAUUUGGGGAGCAUAUGAUGGAAAAUUUGAGAAAACAAUAUCUGGGCACAAACUGGGAAUCUCGGAUGUUGCCUGGUCAUCAGAUUCCAAUCUUCUUGUAUCUGCUUCUGAUGAUAAAACUCUUAAGAUAUGGGAUGUUAGCUCUGGGAAGUGUCUAAAAACACUGAAGGGUCACAGUAACUAUGUCUUUUGCUGCAACUUCAAUCCCCAAUCCAACCUCAUCGUUUCAGGAUCUUUUGAUGAAAGUGUAAGGAUAUGGGAUGUGAAAACAGGGAAGUGCCUCAAGACUUUACCUGCUCAUUCUGACCCAGUUUCAGCAGUUCAUUUUAAUCGUGAUGGAUCCUUGAUAGUGUCAAGUAGUUAUGAUGGUCUCUGCCGAAUCUGGGAUACAGCAUCAGGUCAAUGUUUAAAAACACUUAUUGAUGAUGAUAAUCCUCCUGUGUCUUUUGUGAAAUUCUCUCCAAAUGGUAAAUACAUUCUUGCUGCAACUCUGGACAACACUCUUAAGCUAUGGGACUACAGCAAAGGGAAGUGCCUGAAGACAUACACUGGUCACAAGAAUGAGAAAUACUGCAUUUUCGCUAAUUUUUCGGUCACUGGUGGAAAGUGGAUUGUGUCUGGGUCAGAAGAUAACCUGGUUUACAUUUGGAACCUUCAGACAAAAGAGAUCGUACAGAAAUUACAAGGCCAUACAGAUGUUGUGAUUUCAACAGCUUGUCACCCUACAGAAAACAUCAUUGCAUCAGCCGCAUUAGAAAAUGACAAAACAAUUAAACUCUGGAAGAGUGACUGUUAAGCCCUUUCGAUGUCAUGUUAGAGACUGUAUCAAGAAGUAGGUCCUAUGAGGCAAGAAACUAAGAUAUUUGAGAAUAGUUUCUUGGCCUAAAGGGAAAUCCCCUUUUUUCUUCCCUGGAAUGGGUAGCCUGGUGAGAAGAGGCAGCAUCUGCCUUAUUUGACAAAUGGAUCUUUUUCUUAUUUUUUUGUUUUAAGGGGAAAAAAUUUGCUUGUAUUACUAGAAGGUCCCAAAAGACUUUGGUGAUGCUUCUUGCCAACUCUCCUGAUGCUGUCAAAGGAAGAGUUUCAAUCUAUAUUGUGUUAUAAAUCGAGUCAGCAAAAACCUGAAUUUUUAAUUUUUUAUUACAGAAGGAUAAAUUUCAUUUCAUCAUGAAUUUUUCCUCAACUAAAUGUUCUGUAAUUUUUUAAAAGAUAUCACUUACCCACUUCUAACUCUGUGACCAAAUACAACCAUGUAAGUUUUUGGCUUUCUAUCCCCCAGUUUCACUGACCUUGUGGCGAAAUAUCUUUUAAUCUUCUGUAUAGUUUUACCUCUUGAUAUGUAUGUUUAAUAGAUAUAUCACAAGUUGUCUACUUUUUUCCCCCCAAACAUUAAUUCCUGCUUGUAAAAGUUCACAGCACAUUUUGAAGUCUUUCUGGGGAAAACAAAAACAAAACUCAGAACAUUGUAAAGUUUUUCAAUGUAAAGACAAUUUUGUAUCUUUAAAGUUCAUACUAUGGAACUGUUAAUGGCAUGACUGUAUACUUCAGCCUCAAUAUUUUCCCGUUUGUCACACUCUUGUUUACACAUCUGACAGUACCAUGUGCUGUAAUAAAAAGGUGGGAUUUUGUGUAUGUGUGGCAGCUGUGUUCUAAUAUGCAGUGUUUGUGUCUGUUUAGUUUCUUACAUUCACAAGUGGCAAAAAAAGCUCUUGACAAGACAUAUUUGCCCUAGUGGUUUAUUCAGUCUUCCUUAUCGCUGUAACAUGUAGCCAUAAACUUGUCUGUGAAGGGUAUGUUUCAAGCUAUAUUUUGUACUUGUGAAAUAAUAAACAGGAUACUACAUCUCAGUGGAAUAGACAGGGAAAGAAGCCACACCUCAAAUAUGAGAAGCAACAGCAUGUUAGUUGCUGAAAUGGCUCCCACUGAAGGUCAAAUUACUGGUCAGAUGUGGAGUUCAGUGUGACAGGUACAGCUACAAUUGAAUGCAUUGCCUGUCCUGUCACACUCAGCCUAUCAGUGUUAGCCUCCCAAUGCCUUUCCUAAAACAGAAAAAUCUGUUUAGAUCUAUUUGUUUUUCCCAAUUUAAAAAAAAAAAAGCUUAAAUUAAGGUCUUGGUAGGUCCACUAAAUAUAGCUUGAGAUACAUGCUUAUCCAUAUGAAGUACCCAGGUUUCCCUGUUUGGGCGCUUCUCUAGCAUCCAUUUCAUUCAGUGGCAUGACAACUUUCAGGAAGGUGCAAAAUAUUAAAUCUAGCCUUCUCAUUUCUAAGAUAGAAAUGUAUAGUUGGAACUCUGAAUAAUGUGGCUGUUUAAUGAGUUUUUAUUGCCCAAGUUGGAUUUUAACUUCUUUACCUUUGUGAGAUUGGAAGUCUUUCUUAGUCAUAGUCUGUUGAACUUCAGACCUGGUUAAUGAUUCCCCUGGGGAGAGAAUCUGAAGUGGUUGCUUAGGGAGAACUAAGGUAGAGAGAACACAUUUUAAGAAUUGGGUUUUGUAGUGCUUGUAACAAACCAUGACAGUCUUCUGGUGUUCACCAAAAUCUUUUUUGAAUCCUAAGGGUAGGGUGGGACGGGUAGGGAGUGAGAGCCUCUUAGAACUAGAUGAGUAGAUCAGGUUUUUUUAGUCAGUGUCUUGCUUUCCACCCUGUUUGAAACCUGAAUGAGAUGUAUUACUCCAUGGAAUGCCACAAGCCAUUUUAUUGAUAUGCACCUCUAUAGACAGUGUUAGUGUGAUUGCAUGCUGCUGAAGAGACUGAUUCUCGUCUCCUAUAGGAAAAGUCAAUGUUCUGUUUCUGUUAAAACUGCCAGAAUGAAGCCAUGGGCUCGUUUGGAAUUGGUGCUAAGACUACAAACUGUGACUCGAUGGGAUGAAGCAGUUGUAGCCUCUCCUGUGGACUUGGCUUUCUGCAUGUAGUGCUCACUAAUAACUGGGCAGUGGGAUUGACUGUAAAAUACAGCCGUUUCCUAAAAUACCUUCCAAUGGUUGGCUGCAGUUAUUGAGUAGAACAAUCAUGUAAGGCACUUGGAAAAACGCUUCUGACAGUUUUCUUCCCAUUUUUGACUCGUGUGUCUACAUUUUACGUGUACUCAUAUCAACACAUGUGUGUUAGGUUGGCUUAUUCAUUCAUAAAGACUUUUCCAGCCUAAGGGUCAGAAAAAAAAUUGUAUAUAAGCCUAAUACAAAUGAUUGAAAUGCAAAAAAAAAAA